Molecule: messenger RNA, 5438 nt
Organism: Macrosteles quadrilineatus (aster leafhopper)
Lineage: Eukaryota; Metazoa; Arthropoda; Insecta; Hemiptera; Cicadellidae
Exons: 16
Coding region: 383-3997 (1204 amino acids)
Molecular function (GO): protein binding
Source: RefSeq, a predicted model, not a curated record
AGGUAAUGGACUUGGAUUUUGGAUUUUUUGUUGUUUAUUGUUGAUGUUGAUGUGUAGUCCUCCUUAGUACGACCUCCGAAGUUAUAUUAUACAAGUUUCUACGUGUGUUUAUAUCAUAAACAUUACUGGUGUCUCUAUCGCCUGCCGCCUUGUUUUCGUUUUGUUUAUGUGGAAGUGGAAACCUUUUACUAUUAGUUCUUAGUUGCGGUUAAUAGAAUUGACUUGGCUCGUUGGCUGGGGCUGGCAAUAAACUAGAGUCCUAACUCCAAAUAAUUUGGGUUCAUAACAUUAUCAUACUUUAAAAACAAGAAGCUUUCAAUUCCUUCAGAAUGUCUUGAGAUUUUUAGUUUAAUUUUGUUUCAUAAUGAUUUGAUUUGUUCUGAUGGCUUCACCAACAAGAUUGUCAGAUUUUGAAGAAGACUUAUUUGAGUCUGUAGAAAAUGAAGUAAUGGUGAAGAUGGAGGAGGAGGAAGAAAACACUAAGAAGUCUCGUCGUAAGCGCAAGCCGAAGAGAGACUUCAGCCCUGAUAUAGAAGGUGGUGAAGUAGAUAGUCAAGAAGCAUUUGAAGAAGAAGAGGAGAAGAAGCCGAAAAAGAGAGGUCGUAAAAAGAAGAAGAAAGAACCAGAAGUACCUGAUGAAGAGCUAACAGAUCUUCAGCACAUUUUUAGGGUGGUCGAGAGUCUCAUGACGGGUCCUAAUGCUCCACCAUUCCUGGACAAACCAGAUCACAAUAUAUAUGGAAUGUCAGACUACUUUGAGAUCAUCACAAAACCCAUGUGGCUAAGAGAAGUUGAGCGCAAGUACGGAGCGGAGGAGUACACCAGUCCGACGGAGAUAGCUGCUGAUGUUAGACUGAUGUUGGAGAACUGCUACCACUACUGGGGGCCCUGCGACACUCUGUCUAAGCGCGCGCUCAAGCUGGAGCAGGCGUUCGAGACCAAGCUGGCAGCCCUGCCUGAACAUGUGAAGCAACUGUGCACCCUGGAAGCAACUCACGGAGACAUAGUGAAAGAGGAACCAGACGAAACAUCACCAAAGACCAACAAGAAAGGUGGUUAUACGUCAAAACUGCUCAACUGGGUGGUGAAUGGCAAGAACCGCAGUGACGGCAGUAAAGACUCGGAGGCUCCACCUGUCUCACAAGAGAUGAUCAAGGCCAAGAGGGAGCUGCGGGCGGCCGCCGAGAGAGAACUGACCAUCUGGGAGACGGAGCAUAUGUUCACAGACGGUGCCAAGGAGCAGAUUGCAUCAAUGUGGGAGUUUCCAGUGAUCGGACAGUUCCUACACCUGGUGUACAACGUGCUCAACAUUGAUCCCAUAUCUCAUCUAGAGCUAGAGCGAAUGUUACUGAUACCUCAGGCCUCCAAGACACUGGCUACACUCAUCACCUCAAUGAUAAUCCCUCCGUUCUUCAGAGCCAAGCUAGAAGGUGGUCCUGCCAUGCCGUACUCUGUGUGGACCAGAAGACUUCACACAAAGUUGUGCAGUUGGUAUCGCAGCUACCAUAGCAAAGGAGACAACACCAUAGAGGUGUUUGACAGCCUCGGCAUCGAGCCUCAGUUCUGGCUCGUCAUGGGAGACGAGAAUCCUCUCAACAAUCACGAGUUUCAUGAACUCAACUUCUUGCAGAGAGUAUGGCUGCUGAAAGGCCUGUGUGACUUCUUGUUGCAUAAUCAUAAGACCAUACAAGAUCGCAUCAAUAAUCUCGAAACUGAAGAGUUGAGAGAAAUGAGGUUGGGAAAGGACCAAGAAGGGUAUACUUACCACUAUUUCCCCAAUUUCAAUGAAGUUCGGAUCUAUAAAAUGGCUAAAGUACCUGACACGAAGGUAAAUGAUCGUGAAAGUAACAUUAAGUGGAAGAAUUAUGAAGGUGGAGUGGAAGAAGCUCUCACCAUGUGUGCUGCGGAAGAUGAAGAAGAUAAUCCCCAGGAGUCUAACAUUAUCUCAGAAGGUGUGUUCAGAAGGCCUCUCCACAAGCCGCCUCGGUCCAUGCGACCCAACCACUCGGACUUCAAGCUGGUGUGUGAGUCGCUAGAGGAUAUCCGAAAAUUGGUCGAUCAGCUGAGUCAAGUCGACUCACAGACUUCCCAAGACGAGGGACCAAACGCCGCUCUGGUUAGAGCUCUUCAGAACAUCAUCACUGAUCUAGAGCCCAGGGAAGCCAAGAUGGAGCUGGCAGUGUUCAAGACACGCAAUAAGAUGAGGAACGAGUGGCUUGACCUUCAAAAUAGGAGUCCUAACUACGUGGAUCCUGGCAUUGCUUAUUGGGAACGAAAAGAAAAAGAAGAAAAAAGUGGAAUGAAUGAAGAAAAACUAGGAGCAAACUUGGGUAUGGACGUAGGGGUGCCUGGAACAUCUGCUGAUGGGCUAACGGAUGAUGGAAAACGUGAAAGGCGAACAAGAAGAGAAUCUUCUUUAAAACUUCUUUCUAAAGAAGAAAAUGGUAUGGAUGACGAGUCCCAAGAGGAAAGUCCCUUAGAUUUUGAUGAUGAUUCAGAAGAUGAAUGGUUUGCAAGUAAAAAAGACAAGGAAAUCAAAAAGAAGAAGGAGAAAAAACUCAUGUCGGCGAAGAAGAUGAAAAAGUUGGCUGAUAUAUCGGAUAAAAUGCAACAAUCAAAAGAUUCUGAUAAGCUAAAUCCACUAACUAGUACAAUUAAAAAUAACUACAACAACAAAGUAGGGUCCAGUAUAGAGCCAGUGAAAAUCAAAGAAGAACUCCCUGAUCCAGAUGAAACUUACAAUAAGUUACCCUCUAAAACUUUGGAACAGGCAAAUGUAGAUCAGACAAAAGAAAGUUUACCACCUAAAAAGCAGUUUAUAUCUGUCAAAAAAGAAUUCAUGGAAGGUUCUCAGCCAAAUGCCAUGACAGCCCCUGUUGUGUCAUCACAACACAGCGUCAUUCAGACCCUGGUACCUCCUGUCAAUGCGACAAACGUCAAAAUGGAGAAGGCUUCCAAGCCGAUUGCACCUGAUUUGUCGAAAGUAAAGCGUUCCAAUUCCCCUGAGGGCGAUGUAGUUUAUAUCAGUGACUCUGAAGACUCCCCAGACAUCAAACCCAGCCUCAAAUUGCUGAAUCAGCGGAAUAAUGUAGAAACAAUAAACUACGUAGUUCCUCAACAACAACCACCGAUGGGAAAUUAUAUACUUCCAGGCGCUCCUCCUAACCAAGGUCAGUUUGUACCAGUAAAUGUCGCUCAACCACAAGUCUACCAGCCAACCCAGCCUAUUGCUUAUCAGAUGCAAUCUCCUCAACAGAUGGUUCAGCAACCUGUUAUAAGACCGAAUCCCACCAUCGUUAGGCUCCAAGCUACCCCCACACGGCCCAAUAUUCCGCAAAACCAGAAAUUUGUGGUUUUACAACCGAAUUCUAACAACACCAAUCAGCCUAACCAGUUUGUCAACAAAGGACCAAGGGCUCAGAAUAAUUUCCCGACUACGCCUACGAUGCAGAAUGUGAACUGGUUCGGAGGACGGGGUGGGUCUCCUAGGAGUAACGCGACCUACUCUCCCAGACAGAGGGGACCGUUGGUCACGUCUCCCAUUCAAUCACCUAGAGGAAGAGGUUCGCCCAGAGGAUCUCCAGUCACUCCGCCUCGCGGUGGACCGAGGUUCUCAGGUAGAAGUCCGGCAACACCCAACUCCAUGAGAAUGCCAGCACAGGUGGGUCCUAGAAUUCCAUCGCCAUUGAGAGGUAGAGGACCCGUCGCAGCGGUCAGGCCGGGUCCAGUGAGGAAUCUCAACUUUAACAGAAGUCCAGCGAAACCUGUGAGCAAACCAGUGAACGAAUUCCCUCCUGAGAGUGACUCACCGGACAUAGAAGGCACUCUGGUGGUCAGUAUGACAGACACUGGUGGUUUCGGUUACGCCGUGAUGUUACCGGACGGUGGAAAAAUUAGUUUGACUCAAGAUCAGUUAGCGAAAAUAAGAUCCGACAAUGGAGGAACAUUGCCUAAAAGAUGUAAAGUUCCUCUCAACACUCCUUCAGAACUUGACUAGAUCAACUUUUAGGUUGUGUACAAAUUAUUUUAUAACAUUGACCCUUUGUGAUUGAAUGGUUCAUAUAGUAGAUAUAAAAGUAAGUGACUUCAUUAUAGCUUAGGAUAUUCAACGUGUGAGCAAGACACUGUCACUUUGGCUUCACAUCAUUGACAUAAAAACCAAGGUAAAUUUAAGGAAUUUUAAAGUUCAAAUUCAAAUUUUAACUUAAGGCAACAAAACUGUAUGGUUACGAGUCAGAAUCCUUUGGAAAUAAUAAUCUCAAUUUGCCUAUCACUUAAAAACAAAAAUGCACUGUGCUAAAGUCUUGAUAUACUUGAGUACUAUACACAUUUUUUUCUGAAAUGUACCUAUUUCAGAACCAUUUUUUCCUGUUAGAAUACUUAUUGUAGAAAAUGGUGUUAAAAUUGUAAUUCAGUCAUUUGUGUUAAACUGUACAAAAUUACCAGUAGUAAUUAAAUGUAUAUUGGUCAUUGAUAAAUGGCUGAUUCUACCAUCUCUACAGCAAAAAGAAAAUGUAUGAUAACCCGAUUCAGGGAAAAUCACUUGAUUUCCCUUCAUAAAAAUAUCUAACAGUGAUACUUUACAGUUUCCUACAAAUAAACAUCUAACAAUUUUUUUAACUAAAGCAUUCAAGCAACUAUUUAUAAGCAUGAAGCAUUCUACCACAAAGGGUAUAUUUAUGAUUUGUACAUAUCUGUAUUUAAAAUAGAUUGUGAAUUUUACAUGUUAUAAAGUUAAGGAAAAACUAUUUUUAUAUUCAGUUAUAAAAUUAAAUUUUGUUUUAAUUUUAAGUAAAAUAAUGUUAAUAUGUAUGUACAUUUGUAAAUCUAAAAUAAUGAUAUUAUUAAAAAUUACUAUAUUUUUCUCUUUAAGUUUUAGCUAACCACCAAACUAAAACAAGGAUCUGUAAAAUCUUCCAAAUGUUUUUGGAAACCUUCCAAUUGAUAUGAAUGGAGUAGUAUUUUAUACCUUAACAAAAGGUUCAUUAGCAAAGAUAGAAUUUUGAUUGAUUGAUAUGACCAUGGAUUAUUAAUAAAUCAUGAACCUACUGGUAAAAGGUAGGCUGUUAAGUAGAUAACCAUACACUAAACUCACAGGAUCUCAUUAUAUUUUAUUGUUUUCUUUGUAAAUUUGUUUACAGAAACGUGCAAUAUCAGUUAGUAUCAAAGUCUAUCUAGUUUUUUUUUUGUCUGAGAGUUUUUUUUUACACAUUUUGAUUUUAAUUCUCUAUGAAAAUUAAUUGUAUUGUUUGUAGAACACAAUUUUAUGUGUUGUAUUUUUCAUUUGCGAAAUAGUGUUUAGCUUGUAAAUAUUUGUAACAAUGUUUCAAUUGUGAAAGUUUUUGCAUUUUAAGAAUUUCUUACUAUUGUUUCGUAGUGAUUGUCCAAUUUUAGUAUUGUUAUCACAGAUAUGUUUGUUUUAUAAAUAUAAAAAAUGA